This is a messenger RNA of Spirometra erinaceieuropaei, 936 nucleotides long. Lineage: Eukaryota; Metazoa; Platyhelminthes; Cestoda; Diphyllobothriidea; Diphyllobothriidae. The record is from the annotation of a GenBank genome assembly.
AUGUACGACGCUCCGAUCCCCUCCACUGACGCCACCUACUCUGUAGACCAGACGGAUGCGUGCUACCUCUCACCAUUGACCAAUGAGGGUCCACGACCCGAGGACAAGCUGUCGCCUCUUCGGUGUGGCAACGAUGCCGGUGAUCGAGCAAUCGUUGGUCGGCUAGAUCGUCGUGCCGUACAUUAUAUAAUCUGGACCACAGAAUACAUCCAUGAGGACCGCAACCUGUGGAACUGGAUUGUCAACCACAACAACUGGGUACUUUGCUAAGGCACCAAUAAAAUAACUGAAAGGCGACAUCACAGGAAAAAAUCCCCCAUUCCUUAAAGUAAAAACAAUACUGUGAUUGAGCAGGCAAGCUUCGGCGACAAGAUCGUUGUUAUUUUCAUGCGUUAGUUACGAUGAAGUUGUUGCGUAUGCUCAAACGUGGGAAGCUACAAUGAGCGCAUCUCAGGGUUAAAGGUAAUAGGGUCAGUGACAUGACAGGAACGCUAGAACUGAUGCGUUCGAAUAAACAGCUUCACUGAGAACUCUUAUCACAUCCUACCAUGGCGGAUCUCUUCAUAUAGCCGUUGAGCCGAUUAUCCCGAUGAUUAUUGCUUUCGUGAUCGAGAUUUUACUGUUUUUUUUUUAUGAAAAUCACCUACCGUAGACCUUUAUUGCUAUGUCAGUGGUGCACCCUCGCGGGAUUAAUGCAGUUUAAGCCGACUAAUAAGGAAUGCUACGGAGUCCGCUUGCAAGCAUCAUUUGCCCACUUGUCUUUACCCUCUAACCUUCCCUUCAUUUUCUCGACAGGAGGGUCUAGUAGCAUUUGAGGCGGGUGCCGAUGAUAAUCUGCAGUCUCAAUUCCUGCGAGCCCUUGUCAGCAUCGGCGGUGUGAUCUUGGGCACAUUGGGUAUCGCCGCCGCCCUCCGAUUCGUUACUCGGCGUCUGUAA